Gavia stellata (red-throated loon) is the source of this 1131-nucleotide messenger RNA. Its product is annotated as alcohol dehydrogenase 1. Gene Ontology annotation, cellular component: cytosol. The record is from RefSeq and is a predicted model, not a curated record. NCBI's taxonomy places the organism in Eukaryota, Metazoa, Chordata, Aves, Gaviiformes, Gaviidae. The transcript has 9 exons. Gene Ontology annotation, biological process: retinoic acid metabolic process; retinol metabolic process. Gene Ontology annotation, molecular function: zinc ion binding; all-trans-retinol dehydrogenase (NAD+) activity. Bases 1 to 1131 code for a protein of 376 amino acids.
AUGGCCACUUCUGGAAAAGUUAUCAGAUGCAGAGCUGCAGUUGCCUGGGCCGUGGGCAAACCACUCUCUGUGGAGGAGGUGGAGGUGGCACCUCCAAAGGCAGGUGAAGUCCGUAUCAAGAUUGUGGCCACAGGCAUCUGUCGCACAGAUGACCACAUUUUGGAAGGCUGCUUUCCUAAUGUGGAUUUCCCAGUUAUCCCAGGCCACGAAGGAGCUGGGAUUGUGGAAAGUGUUGGAGAAGGCGUGAUCUCUGUGAAACCAGGAGACAAAGUCAUCCCUAUUUCCCUUCCUCAUUGCGGGGAAUGCAGCUUCUGCCUGAAUCCUGAAUCCAACUACUGCCUGAAGUCCCACUUGUCUGAACCACAAAACCUGCUGCCUGACAAGACCAGCCGGUUCACGUGCAGAGGGAAGCAGAUCCACCACUUUCUGUGGGUCAGCACCUUUGCAGAAUACACCGUGAUCCCGGAGUGUGCUGUUGCCAAGAUAGAUGCUGCUGCGCCUCUGGACAAAGUCUGCUUGCUCGGCUGUGGGUUUUCCACAGGCUACGGGGCUGCCAUCAACACCGCCAAGGUAAAACCAGGCUCCACCUGCGCCAUCUUCGGCGUCGGAGGAGUUGGCCUCUCUGUCGUCAUGGGCUGCAAGGCGGCUGGAGCUUCUCGCAUCAUUGCUGUUGAUAUCAACAAGGACAAGUUUGCCAAGGCCAAGGAGCUCGGAGCCACUGACUGCAUCAGUCCUCAGGACUUCAAGAAGCCCAUCCAGGAGGUGCUCACUGAGAUGACCGGCCACGGCGUGGACUACUCCUUUGAGGUCAUCGGGCAUGCGGAUACCAUGACUGCUGCCCUGGCCUCCUGCAAUAUGAACACUGGCGUCUGCGUGAUGGUUGGGGUACCAGCUUCUGGUUCAGUGAUUUCCAUUGAUCCUAUGCUUCUGCUGUCUGGGCGUACAUGGAAGGGGACCCUGCUCGGAGGUUGGAAGAUGAGAGAUUCCAUCCCCAAAUUAGUUUCCAGCUAUUUGGAGAAGAAAUUCAACUCAGACUUGCUGAUCACGCACACACUGCCGAUUGCUAAAGUGAAUGAGGGAUUUGAGUUGUUACGUGCAGGAAAAAGUAUUCGCAGCGUCCUGCUCUUUUGA